Molecule: messenger RNA, 1368 nt
Organism: Rasamsonia emersonii CBS 393.64
Lineage: Eukaryota; Fungi; Ascomycota; Eurotiomycetes; Eurotiales; Trichocomaceae
Product: Lysine--tRNA ligase
Exons: 2
Coding region: 1-1368 (455 amino acids)
Biological process (GO): mitochondrial lysyl-tRNA aminoacylation
Cellular component (GO): mitochondrion; cytoplasm
Molecular function (GO): ATP binding; tRNA binding; lysine-tRNA ligase activity
Source: RefSeq, a predicted model, not a curated record
AUGGCCAGAAAGUACAGGUCAUGUGCAACCAGCGCACUCUUACCGAUGCCACCACUCCGGAGAAGUUCAAGGAGUUCUAUCGUCUUCUCCGUCGGGGGGAUGCCUUCUGUAUGUAUACAGUACACUAGCAAAAAAGCACGGGUUAGACACAAACUGAACAAGAUCAAUGCAGCCGUCACAGGGAGGCCGCAUCGUACCGGACGAGGAGAGCUGACCGUGCUGGCGACGGAACUGCCGAAGCUGCUGUCACCUUCUCUGCACGAUGUUCCUGUUGAUGCCCACGAGCACGAGAAUUCGCCUUACCCUCGCCACGUCCAGUUUCUCGCCGAUCCACGGACGGCAGAUACGCUGAAGGUGCGGUCGGCGGUUAUACAGUAUAUUCGUCAGUUUUUUCUCGACCGCUCUUUCAUCGAGGUCAACACCCCCAUCAUCGCCGGCGAGGCUGGCGGAGCGGCGGCACGACCGUUUCAUACUUCAGCCACCGAGUUUCCUGAGAAGCAACUAUCUUUGAGGAUUGCCCCGGAGCUGUGGCUGAAGCGCCUGGUGGUGGGAGGGUUUGACAAGGUCUUUGAGAUUGGGCCAUCGUUUCGCAACGAAGGGCUCGACAAAACCCACAAUCCAGAGUUCACUACAUGUGAAUUCUAUCAUGCUUACGCCAAUCUCGAGGAACUUAUGUCCAUGACUGAGGAGCUGUUGUCUGGCAUGGCUUCGCAUAUUCGUCAGUUCAAAGAAAACUUGCAAUCUGGCCUGAAAGACCCCGAGGUGGAUUUCUCGACGCCUUUCCGUCGAAUCGACUUCAUCCCGGCGAUCGAAGAGGCGAUCGGUCGUGGUCUGCCCGACCUUACCACCCCCGACGCAGUCGAGGAGCUAAAGCGACUGUUCGAGGAUCUCUCGCUGCCUCUUCCCGACCAGCCCUCCCUCCCUCGGCUCAUGGACAAGCUGUGUGCGACCUACCUGGAGCCUCAAUGUCAGAGCCCCACGUUUAUCGUCAAUCCGCCGGAGUGUCUCUCCCCGCUUUCCAAGUCGUUCACGCAUUCGUCGUGUAAUCAACGGGUGGCAGCUCGCUGCGAGCUGUUCAUCCAGGGACGGGAGUACGUCAACGCGUACGAAGAGGAGAAUUCGCCCUUUGAGCAGCGGCGCAAGUUCCAGGAGCAGCUGCUUUACAACGAGGCGGGCGAGAUCGACGAGAACUACCUGCAGGCUCUAGAAUGGGGGUUGCCCCCGACUGGAGGCUGGGGCUGCGGUAUCGACCGGCUGUGCAUGCUGUUCACGAACGCGAAGAGGAUCAGCGACGUGUUGCCGUUUGGGAACCUGCGGGCAGUAACGCGGCGAGUCGAAUCUGCUGGUUCGGUUGAUGAGAAGGAAUAA